UUGCUUCAUGACGCGCUUCCUGGUGAUGUUACCUGACGCAGUGUGCGGAAGAGAAGGAAAUUAAAACAAUCAGAUAUCAUUGAAGAGGAGCGUCUAACGGUGUACAUGAUGCUUGGCGGUGGAUUCAAAGCAGAGCGACUUCGUGUCAACCUUCGGCUGGUCAUGAACCGGCUCAAGCUCCUGGAGAAGAAGAAGACGGAGCUAGCACAGAAAGCGCGCAAGGAAAUUGCAGAUUACCUGUCCACGGGGAAGGAUGAGCGAGCACGUAUCCGUGUGGAGCACAUCAUCAGAGAAGACUAUCUGGUGGAGGCCAUGGAGAUACUGGAGCUUUACUGUGACCUGCUGCUCGCACGCUUUGGACUCGUACAGUCCAUGAAGGAGCUGGAGCCAGGCUUACAGGAAGCCGUCUCUACUCUGAUUUGGGCAGCCCCCCGUAUGCAGAGUGAAGUCGUUGAGCUCAAGAUUGUUGCAGAUCAGCUGUGUGCCAAAUACAGCAAGGAGUAUGGCAAGCUUUGCAGGUCAAACCAGAUAGGAACUGUCAAUGACAGGCUGAUGCACAAACUGAAUGUAGAGGCACCCCCAAAGAUCCUGGUGGAGCGUUACCUCAUUGAGAUUGCGAAGAAUUACAACGUGCCUUAUGAGCCUGACUCUAUGGUCAUGGUGAGCGGCGAGGUCCCUGCAGGUGUGGAAGCUAAUCUCAUUGAUGUCUUUGAUGAGAAGAAGGGGGGGCCUGGAGGAAGAGGGGGGGGUGGUGGGGGAGGUGGCUUCAUUGUGCCAGUGGAUGCAGUGCCAAUGCCCAUGCCUAUGCCUUCACCACAUAUUCCAUUCAACUACCCUCAACCCAAAGGACCUGAAAACUUCAGUGGUCCUGAAGUUGGCACCCAUGAGAGUUUUAACAACUUCCAGCCUCCAAAGCCAGGAAUGCAGCCCCCACAGCUACCCAGCUGUGCCCCAACUUAUGAGUUUAUUGAUGAUCUCAAUAAAAACACCUCUGUUCCUUCUCCAAAGGCUACUGGUCCCCCUCUGACCUAUAACAAUGCAGUUCUCCCAGAACUCCCCUCGGUUCCUGACACACUUCCUGCUUCCUCUUUUGGUGGAAACUCUGCUCCAUCUGAGGAUAUCGACUUUGAUGACCUCUCACGCCGCUUUGAGGAUCUCAAGAAGAAAACAUAGACAGCACUGCGCCACCUGCCUGCUCGACUGUCUCGCUGCUUCUGCUCCUGAUUGUGGGGUAGGUGGGGAGAGACACGGAAUCACAAGUUAAGAAGGAUUGCUCUUCACCAGUCCAUCAGGAAAUGUGUAUUACCAGUACUUUCUAUUCUUUAAAAAUAGCAAUACCUGUUUAUUAUCUUUUAAACUACUGAAAUAGAAAUGAGACUGAUUUGGCAUGAAAAAACGAGAAGCUAUUUUAUUAUAUUUUUUUUUUAUCAGACAGGACUUGGACUUUUUUGAAAUGUUAAAUUGUAGGUGUUAAUAACCCUGUACAUUUCACCCUAUUUCUAAUGUAACAGAGCAAGUGGCUGUCUUUUGAGAAAGGGUUAGUGGUAGAAGUACAUGACACACAUUGAAACUUUAGACUUUUUGAUAAAAAAAAAUGUAGCUUUUGUUUCUGUCACUCAAUCAAGACAGUCAUAACACUAUUAGAGUCCAAAGCUUUUUUGUAGAGAGAGAGAGAGUGAAAUAAGAGAAAACCAGACACUCCAGAAAAUGUAUCUCAAUAUCCCCCACUGUCUCAUAUGGACUUUUUUAGCUCACAAAUCAUAUUUCUCUUAGGGGUUUCCCUGUCUGAAACUGCACACGGAUGCCUUUCAAAUCUCAUUAGCCUGUACAGAACUAUGUGUGCCAGGUAUAGUCAAGGAGGUUAGAGGUUAAGGUUAACUGUUUUAUGCAGGCUGCAUUAAUUGGAACAAUAAGGACGUUUGUGUCUUUUUAAUUAAAACAGAGGACUGUCCUGUUGUGGUAAUGGAUUUUAUAUUCCACAGCCUGUGGUACUGGCAAUAGUAACUGGCAAUAGCCCCCUGCUAUGAACUGUUUCUUUAGAUUGGGGGUUAGGUACAAUGUAGGCACCAUUUGGUUUUUGAAUUCAAACUAAUAUUGCUGAAUGAAUAAGAUAAACAAAAAAAAAAAAACUUUCUAAAUUUCAAUAAGGGGAAAAACCUAACGAGGAAAAUGUUUUUCACCUUUGUCUGUUCAAAACUGUAAAACACUAAUAUGACUUAAUGGUCUGCUGCUCUGUCUGUUAAACUGCACAGUUUCCCUAAGGAAUAAUAACUUGUGAAAAAUAUAAAUAUUAUAUAGGAAACUUAGAGCGAAUGUGUAUGAUGUGUAGCUUAUAAUUGAAUCGUGGGUGCACAUUCACAUGCAUUCAAAUAGAAUACCAUCAUAGGAACAUCUAAAAAGAAAGAGUAUCUAAUGAGUUGUUUAAUACGAGAAAUUGGCAAGCAGUGGGCUAUUCACCAAUUUUUUACUUUAAUAUUCUUAGAAUCUGUUGACAACUUGUUAGCUGGUGCCAACAACAGUAUAAUUGAUUAGUCAUUAAAAAACAUUAAGCAAGCGAAAGCUUUGUGAAUAGGAUCUCCAAUCCUAAUAGGAUAGAUCUGAUUGCAUUGAGUUGGCCUUUUUGUUAUUAUUAUGUAUGCAAGUGGCCUUUUCCAUUUUAAUGAUCAGUUAAAAGGGUUUCUAAGCAAUCAUGAGGGCUUGUGUUUGUAACCCCUGUGUUUAUUAAGUAGGACUUUUAUUUGUGUGUUUAUCAAUCAGAUUGAAGGGUGUGUUUAUUGAUUCUGAAGUAUCUGACUUUUUUCUAGGGGUGUUUUGGAAAAGUCUGGGAAGUAAUGUCCUAAGAUUAUGCAAUAAACAGGUUGGCAGUGGAGCAGUAUUUACGGUA
This is a messenger RNA of Polyodon spathula (Mississippi paddlefish), 2884 nucleotides long. Its product is annotated as IST1 homolog. The transcript is spliced from 10 exons. Bases 106 to 1173 code for a protein of 355 amino acids. Gene Ontology annotation, biological process: protein transport. The record is from RefSeq and is a predicted model, not a curated record. Lineage: Eukaryota; Metazoa; Chordata; Actinopteri; Acipenseriformes; Polyodontidae.